Molecule: messenger RNA, 1055 nt
Organism: Parastagonospora nodorum SN15
Lineage: Eukaryota; Fungi; Ascomycota; Dothideomycetes; Pleosporales; Phaeosphaeriaceae
Exons: 2
Coding region: 1-990 (329 amino acids)
Biological process (GO): peptidyl-hypusine biosynthetic process
Molecular function (GO): deoxyhypusine monooxygenase activity
Source: RefSeq, a predicted model, not a curated record
AUGGCAGUCACCGAGCAGGACACUCAGGUCCCCACCCUUCGCAAGAUCGUCACCUCCGAGUCGGAGCCUCUUGCGCGCCGUUUUCGCGCCCUCUUCUCGCUGAAGCACCUUGCUUCCCUCCAACCACCCACCGAGCAGACCGUGCCUGCGAUCGAGGCCAUUGCUGCAGCAUUCAGCUCCCCAUCCGCUCUGCUCAAGCAUGAGUUGGCUUACUGUCUGGGCCAGUCAGGGCAUGACGCAGCCAUUGCGCCUCUGCGCGGUGUGCUAGAGGACAAGGAUGAGGAUUCCAUGUGCAGACAUGAAGCUGCUGAAGCACUGGGCGCCUUGAGCGAUAAAGGCAGCCUGGAGCUACUGAAGAAGAUGAGGGAUGACGCGAACGAGGUGGAUGUUGUACGGGAGACGUGCGACAUUGCCGUCGAUCGCAUCGAGUGGGAGCAUGGGCUGCAGAAGGGCACGGAGAAGCUGAAGAAGAGCGACUUCACCUCCGUUGAUCCUGCACCGCCAAUGCCCGAGAGCAACGAAGCGCCCUCUAUCCCAGCCCUUGAGAAGACGCUCCUCGACACAACUCUGCCCCUCUUCCAGCGCUACCGGGCCAUGUUCGCGCUCCGCGAUCUCUCCUCACCGCCUGAUCUGCCAACGGCUGUUCCGGCUGUGCAUGCGCUUGCCCGUGGCUUCGGCGAUCCAUCUGCCCUGUUCCGCCACGAAAUCGCAUUCGUCUUCGGUCAACUAUCGCAUCCCGCAUCGAUUCCCAGCCUGACGGAGGCACUGAGCAACACAAAGGAGGCGAGCAUGGUUCGACACGAGGCCGCAGAAGCACUUGGAAGUCUAGGAGACGAGGAGGGUGUUGAAGAGACGCUCAAAAAGUUCUUGAAUGACCCGGAGCAGGUGGUACGGGAUAGCGUGAUUGUUGCGCUUGACAUGGCCGAGUUCGAGAAGAACGGCGAGGUGGAGUAUGCCAUUGUGCCACAGGCGCAGGCAAUCGCGGCCUAAGGUUGAAGGACAAUCGCAUGUACACGGCGUUUUGGUUUCAAUAGAAGUCCUCCUAUCUCCCCUUC